AUGACAAACAAGAAGGGGCAAGACCCCAACUUGUACUGUGACUUCCAUAAAGACUCAGGGCACCUGACCGAUGACUGCUAUAGUCUGCGCCAAGAAAUUGAGAAAGCGCUAAAAAGCGGAAAGCUAAGUCACUUGGUGAAGAACGUACGCAAAGAAACUCGUCAGCUCCAUCGCCACGAUGAGGGAAAUCACAAGAAGGUCCGACGCUUAGAGACCCACAUGGUCAACGGACCAAGAUACAGUGCAAAAGAGAAAGGCAAGCGCCCGUACGAGCCUUCAUGGCAAGAGCAGCAUGUCAUUUUCCCGGUAGUGCGCGACGGUCCUCGCGCCACACGACCCGUCGUCAUUACCGGCAUUAUCGGCCACUAUGAAACGGAGUACGUAUUCAUUGAUCCGGGAAGUACGGCUGACAUCAUCUAUGAACAAUGCUUUAAUCAGUUUGAUGAAGAGGACAAAGCAAGACUCGAGCCAGUUGAUUAUCCUUUGUCCGGAUUUUGCAACGAGAUGGUUUUCCCACUUUGUCAGAUCAGCUUCCCCGUCACGCUCUCUGACGGGAAGCAUUCAAGAACAACAAGCGUAAAUUUCAUGGUGAUGCCUGUCAAAUCGAGGCAUGAUGUGUUGAUUGGGAGGGAAACCCAAGGCGAGCUGAACAUGGUGACUUCCACCCCCCAUUCAGCGAUAGGGUUCCCAACCAAGACGGGAGUGGCAAUCAUCUAUGCCAAGAAGGAAGUGAUGUCAACCGAAGAAUUGCGUCCAACAAAAGCGGCGAAGGUCUCAACAACUGAGCCAGAAAAGUGGGUAUUAAACCGUAAAUACCCAGAGCAAAAGGUCACCUACACCCAUGAACGCAGACGACGCUAG
Helianthus annuus (common sunflower) is the source of this 861-nucleotide messenger RNA. RefSeq lists its product as uncharacterized. Bases 1 to 861 code for a protein of 286 amino acids. The record is from RefSeq and is a predicted model, not a curated record. The transcript has a single exon. Lineage: Eukaryota; Viridiplantae; Streptophyta; Magnoliopsida; Asterales; Asteraceae.